Molecule: messenger RNA, 1452 nt
Organism: Mercurialis annua (annual mercury)
Lineage: Eukaryota; Viridiplantae; Streptophyta; Magnoliopsida; Malpighiales; Euphorbiaceae
Exons: 3
Coding region: 117-995 (292 amino acids)
Cellular component (GO): chloroplast
Molecular function (GO): RNA binding
Source: RefSeq, a predicted model, not a curated record
UUUCUCCUUAUCCAAACACGAGAUAAAAAAAUGGCACCUACUUCAGUACUUUCGCCUCCUUCCUAAAACCUCCAUCAAUCAGUCAGUCAAUCAGUCGCCUCCCUCACUCUACACUAAUGGCGGUGGUCUUAUCAUCAUCAACAACCACCACAAUCCAUCUCCUCCACCGUUUCCUCCGCCCCCCACCUCCCCCUCCACCUCUCCUUUCAUCUUUCUCCGGACCCAUUUCUUCUUCCUCCUCCACCACCACCACCACCGCUAAUUUCACAAACAAAAAACCUCUCAUGUUCCUCUCAAAUUAUCAAAAAAACACCACAACUCCAUUAUUUUCUUCCCUCCAGUCUCCACUAAUCACUCCUCAUUCUCUCCUCUUCGCCAAUUCCAUCUCCACAUCUCUGUCCAAUCACUCCAUUUCCUUAGAACAAGAACAAGAACAAGAAGAUGACAUGGCUGAUGACGUGGAUGAUGAUGAAACUGAGCUGGAAUUGGAAGAUAAUGGAGGGGCAGAGGGGUCUUUGUCUCCUAAAGAAGCGGAGAAGGAGAAAAUUAGGUUUGAAGUACCGAAUUUGACAGUGAAAGAAAAAAAAGAUUUGGCUUCGUAUGCAAAUAGUUUGGGGAAGAAGCUGAAGAGUCAGCUGAUUGGAAAGUCUGGUUUUACUGAUAAUGUUGCCACUUCUUUUAUUGAGACUCUUGAAGCUAAUGAGCUUUUGAAGAUCAAAAUACACAGGACUUGUCCAGGGGAGCUAGAGGAUGUGAUCCGGAGUUUGGAGGAAGCAACUGGGUCAGUGGUGGUUGGUCAAAUUGGUCGAACAGUGAUUAUAUACCGACCUAGUCUUUCCAAAAUGGAGGCAGAGGAGAAAAGGAGACAGGCUCGCAAAAUGUAUGUGAGAAAAGAAUCAAGAUUCAAGCCUAUAACACCGAUGCAGCGAAAAGCACAAGUACCUAGGUUUUCUGCGCGUGGCCAACGUGGAAGCAGCAGGACAGCCCAGAGCUGAACAAGAAUAUUUGCAGGCGCUCUUUUUGCAAUUGUUUAAGCCGAGCCUAUUAUAAGACUUCCUUACAUGAGAAAUUUUUUCGCUAGUCAUUACAUUUUGGCAGGAGAUAAUGAUUUUCAACUGAAAUGAAGAUUUAGUUGAGCUUAUUGGUUAUCGAGACAGGAUCUCUUAAACCAUUCCCAAAAUGGAUUGAAAUGAAGGUUAGUCCGCUUGGAUGGUACUGUUUGUAGUGUAGCUUCGUAGCUAACUUUUUUAAUUGUUAAGCUGCCAAUAUGAACGAGUUGUCUCUCUGUCCCUCUCUCAGAUAAUUAGAAAUAUUUGCUCAUGGAUUUGCAGAGCUUAGUGAUGUAGUUUACUGUACUAAUUCCACAAAAAGAUUGAGUUUACAUGGGAAUUCAAAGAAUGUUGCUUGUAUGUUUGACAUUUUAAUACAUUUGUCUUAUGUUUUUAUGGCGAA